Gopherus evgoodei (Goodes thornscrub tortoise) is the source of this 3301-nucleotide messenger RNA. RefSeq names its product 5-hydroxytryptamine receptor 5A-like. Gene Ontology annotation, cellular component: plasma membrane. The transcript is spliced from 2 exons. Gene Ontology annotation, biological process: adenylate cyclase-activating adrenergic receptor signaling pathway. Lineage: Eukaryota; Metazoa; Chordata; Testudines; Testudinidae. The coding region runs from base 1 to 1083 and encodes 360 amino acids. Gene Ontology annotation, molecular function: G protein-coupled serotonin receptor activity. The record is from RefSeq and is a predicted model, not a curated record.
AUGGCCCAGAGCCCAGCUCCAUGGGCAUCCCGAAUCCCCGGCCAGCCAGCCCUGGCCAUCAAUGCGUCCUCCGCCCCGGAGCUGGGGGGCGGCGGCUGGAGGAGCCGGGAGCCCUUCUCCAUCUUCAGCAUCCUCAUCCUCACCCUGCUGGUCCUCCUGACCAUCGCCACCUUCCUCUGGAACCUGCUGGUGCUGGUGACCAUCCUGCGGGUCAAGACCUUCCACCGGGUGCCUCACAACCUGGUGGCCUCCACCGCCGUGUCCGACGUGCUGGUGGCGGCGCUGGUCAUGCCCCUGAGCCUGGUGAAGGAGCUGUCGGCCGGGCGGCGCUGGCGGCUGGGCCGGGCGCUGUGCCACGUGUGGAUCUCCUUCGACGUGCUGUGCUGCACCGCCAGCAUCUGGAACGUGACGGCCAUCGCCCUGGACCGCUACUGGUCCAUCACCCGCCACCUGGAGUACACCCUGCGCGCCCGCCGCCGCGUCUCCAACGCCAUGAUCGGCCUCACCUGGGCGCUCUCCGCCGUCAUCUCCCUGGCGCCCCUCUCCGGCUGGGGCGAGACCUACAGCCCGGCGCAGCAGCGCUGCCAGGUCAGCCAGGAGCCCUCCUACACCGUCUUCUCCACCUGCGGCGCCUUCUACCUGCCGCUCUGCGUCGUGCUCUUCGUCUACUGGAAGAUCUACAAGGCGGCCCGGUUCCGGAUCGGCGGGCGCCGGAGCAACGCGGUCCUGCCGCUGCCGGAGCUGGGCCCGGUGAAAGAAGCUUCCCAUGAACCACAGAUGGUGUUUACAGCUCGCCACGCGACUAUCACUUUCCAGACAGAUGGAGAAACAUGGAGGGAACAGAAAGAGAAAAAAGCAGCUUUGAUGGUUGGCAUUUUAAUUGGAGUUUUUGUACUUUGCUGGAUACCUUUCUUUAUCACGGAAUUAAUAAGCCCCCUCUGUUCCUGCAACAUUCCACCGGUCUGGAAAAGCAUCUUUCUCUGGCUUGGCUACUCCAAUUCUUUCUUUAAUCCUCUGAUUUAUACAGCAUUUAACAAAAAUUACAACAAUGCCUUCAAAAACCUUUUUGUAAGGCAGAGAUAAAAGAGGGAUGGUUACAUUGCCAUGUAAUACACUGACUUAGUGGAGGAAAUAUGUGCCUGUGAAAUGUCUGAUUGUAAGGAGCAGCCGCUAUCUAAAGGGAUUUUGCAGCAGUGAAGAACUACACUGAACACCUGUGUGUUGGGACAUAAACCUACUUACCCUGUACAGUCUCCCACUGAAAUGCAUGUACACUGAGCUGUACUGAGGAAAGACGAUGAUAGAAGACUGAAAGGGUGAAUGUUUCCUUUCUCUAGGAUUUGAAUCGAUUUGUGCUAAAUUCUGGAAGAAGUUAAUUAAAAACAUCUAGCAUCACACUAAUCCCAUCUAACCAGACAACCCUAUCCAGCCAACUAUUGCUGCCAGGUAGUAGAAUCUUCUUAAUGGGCACAGGCAUCAAUGCAAACUCUGCCAGUGAAGCAAUAGCUCUUAUUGAUUGGUGCACAGUCCUGAUCCUAGUUUAAUUUUAGGAGUGUCUUGGGGAGAAAAAAAGACAUGCGCUUUGAUAUAUUUUUUGGUAAUAUUUGAAUAAAAUAAAUUGGACUAAGUUAUGCAGCCCUACUAGAGCAAGAACGCAGCCCGAGAUGAACCAAGGCCACAGCACUCAGGCUAGCAUUGGUCUACUCCUAUAAAUUAUAAUUAAAGAUGAACCCUGAGUUAACUGAAACUGAAGGUCAAUUAUGUCCCCUUAGGUUACAGGAGUUUUAGGGCCAGAUCCCCAAUUGGUGUAAAUCUGCACCAUUUCAAUAAAGUCAAUUUAUACCAGCUGAGAAGUUGGCCCUGAGGUUUUAUUCAUGCAGCUCUCUUAAGCUCUGCAGGGCUGCCACUCCCAGUUUUCUGCACCCAUGAGGAGCUCCAGGUUUGGGAUGUCCCCUGGUACCUUUGUACAAUUGGGGUUUACAUGUAUUAUUUUUUUAUAGCACUAGCAAGGUACAUUCACUCCUGUAAACAGGCUUGGCAGAAACACGUGCGCCACUUAUCUAUUUUUCUGUGUCGCUGCAGUGCACCUCACAGUCUGUUCUCUGGCCAUCAUCAAGUUAAUGAGCAUAUCUAUCAGGGAGCUGAUUGCAUGGAUUCUGCCGUCACACUGCAUAAAGCCACAGUAUUCUAGCAUCAGUUUUCUAAAGGAUUAGAUUCCACAUUUGGUUUUAUUAGGAGGGAUUCACCAGAGCAGCAUUAUUAAAUGCCUGUAGAGGAGGUUCUGACAACGAAAAAAUGAUGCCGAAUUUGUAAUCAGCCACGACUUGUUUUACUUUGCCUUUAACAAAACUCAUUGUAGAGUACCUGAAAAGGUUUCAUAGCACUGAGGGGAAGCCAAGAUGACCUCUCCCUUCUCACUGAAGACAACUUUCAUAGAAUUAAAACUGGAAUGGGGUGCUCUGUUUUUCAGAGAAUGUACAGAACUAGCGAUUUGUCCUCUCUUUUAUACACCACUCUUUGGGAAGGUCAGAGGAAAUAUUGCCCAAGCUCACAGCUCAACACUGGGUGAGUUCAGCCAGAGUGGUUAUAGGGGUAUUGUAGUCAUCUCGCCCCCAUGCAGACCAUGGGCAGCUAGGAUACCACCAUACUCCACCCUAGUGCAGCACAGAACUUCAGAGGGACUUAUAUAUGCCCCUCUUGAAUGUGACAGAAGCACACACUCCUCAUUGGAAGACUGGUGUUUCAUGAAGUUCUGGGAUAGCGGCUCUGGCUUGCAACACCAAACUCAGAGCGUACUAGGCAGGUCCAGGGAGAGACAUCAGGAUGCUAACUAGAAUCCAAGUAUAAACAAACCUCCAGCAGAAUGCUUUCCUUAUUCUCUGUAGUACUUUUAAAAUCUCUUUACUGCCAUAACCACUUAGGAGUUAACUCUGAGCAUUAGAAGAGAAAGGAAGACACGUCUCUUGUGGCCUUUCUGCUCUAGCUGAUAUUUAGAUCUAAAGUAAAUGGGAAGAGAAGCAGAAGAAUUAUGCACAAGGACCACAGAUGGGAGUUGAAGAGCAUAAGUCCACCACCAUUCUUCUCUUUCCUCUUGUGAUGCCUUGGGGAGUUAUGGGCUGCUGGCCCAUCAAUUUAAACACGAGGGGUUAAUAGAACAUUUUCAGGCCACGUUGCAGCUCCAAGUCUGCUGACUUCCAAGGCACACUGGAAAGUUUCUCUUUUUUACAGAUUUUCUCCCCAAAGAGUGUGGAGAUUUUUGGUAAGAAAUUGAGAUUCCGCUUUCUGCCAAGAGUGGGGGAAA